Molecule: messenger RNA, 7056 nt
Organism: Myodes glareolus (Bank vole)
Lineage: Eukaryota; Metazoa; Chordata; Mammalia; Rodentia; Cricetidae
Gene: Ikzf2
Product: IKAROS family zinc finger 2
Biological process (GO): regulation of transcription by RNA polymerase II
Molecular function (GO): RNA polymerase II cis-regulatory region sequence-specific DNA binding; DNA-binding transcription factor activity
Source: RefSeq, a predicted model, not a curated record
CCCGCGGGUGUCUGCGCGAGCCCGGCCGGCGGGGGAGAUGUGCUCGGGCUCCGCCGGAUCGGUUUCUCGGGGUUUGACCAGCUGUCCCGGGCUAACCCUGCUCCUCGCUGAAGAUGGAGGAAGUAAAAACAGGAUUACCCUUAGCUACAGAUCCACUGCCUUAGUUUCCACCACCAACUGCAGUGCACAAACACACGUUAGGCACAGGAAAGAAAGAAAGAGAGAGAGGGAGAGGACACACUAACAGUAAACACAAACAAAAGGGUGAUGGGAUUAUUUUACUGCAUGCACUGCUGAGCCCGACAUUGUCACCUCCUCUUUGAGGGGUUAGAAGAAGCUGGGAUCUCCCGACAGAGCUGGAAAUGGUGAUGAAUGUUUUUUAAUCAAAGGACAAUUUCUUUUCACUGCACUUUGACUAUGGAAGCAGAGGCUAUUGAUGGCUACUUAACAUGUGACAAUGAGCUUUCACCUGAAGGGGAGCACGCCAGUAUGGCCAUUGACCUCACCUCAAGCACACCCAAUGGACAGCAGGCCUCACCAAGUCACAUGACUAGCACAAAUUCCGUAAAGCUAGAAAUGCAGAGUGAUGAAGAGUGUGACAGGAAACCCCUGAGCCGCGAAGAUGAGAUCAGGGGCCAUGAUGAGGGGAGCAGCCUAGAAGAACCCCUAAUUGACAGCAGCGAGGUGGCUGACAACAGGAAAGUCCAGGAUCUUCAAGGCGAGGGAGGAAUCCGGCUUCCGAAUGGUAAACUGAAAUGUGACGUCUGUGGCAUGGUUUGCAUUGGGCCCAAUGUGCUUAUGGUACAUAAAAGGAGUCACACUGGUGAGCGCCCCUUCCACUGUAACCAGUGCGGAGCUUCUUUCACCCAGAAGGGCAACCUUCUGAGACACAUAAAGUUACACUCUGGAGAGAAGCCGUUCAAAUGUCCUUUUUGUAGCUAUGCUUGUAGAAGAAGGGACGCUCUCACAGGACACCUCAGGACCCACUCUGUGGGUAAGCCUCACAAGUGUAACUACUGUGGACGAAGCUACAAGCAGCGCAGCUCACUGGAGGAGCACAAGGAACGCUGCCACAACUAUCUCCAGAAUGUCAGCAUGGAGGCUGCCGGGCAGGUCAUGAGUCACCAUGUACCGCCCAUGGAAGAUUGUAAGGAACAAGAGCCUAUUAUGGACAACAAUAUUUCUCUGGUGCCUUUUGAGAGACCUGCUGUCAUAGAGAAGCUCACGGCAAAUAUGGGAAAGCGCAAAAGCUCCACUCCACAGAAGUUUGUGGGGGAAAAGCUGAUGCGGUUCAGCUACCCAGAUCUUCAUUUCGAUAUGAACCUAACGUAUGAGAAGGAGGCUGAGCUGAUGCAGUCUCACAUGAUGGACCAAGCCAUCAACAAUGCAAUCACCUACCUUGGAGCUGAGGCCCUUCACCCUCUGAUGCAGCACGCACCAAGCACAAUCGCCGAGGUGGCCCCGGUUCUAAGCUCAGCCUAUUCUCAGGUCUAUCACCCGAACAGGAUAGAGAGACCCGUUAGCAGGGAAACGUCUGACAGUCAUGAAAACAACAUGGAUGGCCCCAUCUCUCUCAUCAGACCAAAGAGUCGACCCCAGGAAAGAGAGGCCUCUCCCAGCAAUAGCUGCCUCGAUUCUACUGACUCAGAAAGCAGUCACGAUGACCACCAGUCCUACCAAGGAAACCCUGCCUUAAACCCCAAGAGGAAACAAAGCCCCACUUACAUGAAGGAGGAUGUCAAGGCCUUGGAUGCUACCAAGGCCGCCAAGGGCUCUCUGAAGGACAUCUAUAAGGUUUUCAAUGGAGAAGGAGAACAGAUAAGGGCCUUCAAGUGUGAGCACUGCCGAGUCCUUUUCCUGGACCAUGUCAUGUACACCAUUCACAUGGGUUGUCAUGGCUACCGGGACCCACUGGAAUGCAACAUCUGUGGCUACAGAAGCCAGGACCGUUAUGAGUUUUCAUCACACAUUGUUCGAGGGGAGCACACAUUCCACUAGGCCUUUUCAUUCCAAAGGGGACCCCCAUGAAGAACUGCACAUGAAGAGAUACUGCACUUACAGCCCCACCUUCCCUCAGACGGUGACGUUGUUUCUCCUUAAAUACUGUCGCUGUCUACGAUUCUUAUUUUGUGGACAAAAUGUCAUUUGCUCUGCCUAAUUAUAGUAAGAAAGAAACAUGAGAAAAGGGAUGGGAUGCUCACUGGUAUCCUGGCUGGUUUGUUUUGUGGGUGUUUAAAGCAGUCUGUUUCUGUCAUGCGUCCAGAUUAAGGCCUGUCCUGCUUUGGGAAAUCAUUUGGUUCAUAGAGAUUCACCUAAAAUAUUCUUGUUUGCCAUUGAUGUUCAGGAUUUUGAUGGAAGGUAGGGAAACUGAGAGUUUUCUGGACAGGACUUUGGCAAUUUAAAAUUCUCUAAGUAAUUUUACUCUCAAAGAUGUUUCAAAAUGUAAACCCAUUUUAUUUUCUGUUCUUAGAGAUGAUGGAACACAAACACAUUGUUUUUUCCAAUAACUCCUAGGAUGAGUUGAAUUGUUGUGGGUUCUGUGUUUACCUCCCCUAUGGAAUUUAUAAUUCAGUAUGUUUUACACUGUAUCAUAUAGUAAAACUUUUAAACUACAGGUAGUUAGGGGCCCCUGCGAUACACCUGAGGUCCUCUGAUCUUAUUUUUCUAAACUUGCGCACUGUUUUUCCAUAGUUUUGAUGACUGGCAUUUUAUAGACACCCUGGCAGCCUUACUUUUAACACCUGUAACAAAUAGUAUUUUUUAUGUAGUUUUCAGAAUAACAUAUGGUCUGAGAGUGGGUAGGAGGCAGUCAGCAAUUUCCAGGAAGAUUUUUGUUUUUCACAAUUUGGGAUUUUUUUAAAAAAAAAAAAUUGUAAUGUGAUGGCAGCCUAAUAUCCGUCUUUGUUUCUAAAGAUGUGUUACGAUUGUCACUUUCUCAGCAUUUAAUCAGUGUUAACCGGUCAGCAGAAAAGUGUAAUUAGGCUAACAGUAGGGGAAAUCCCACUCUGAGAACCCUUGUCUGGUGUUUUUCUUCCAGCUGUGACCACUCAGAGUUCUGUUGGUAGUCCAUUCCUCUCUGACUCUUGGAGUAGAAGGUCUUAAGAAGCCUGGCUGCUUCUUUCAAAAUCUUAGAGCAACUGCUAAUUGGACCUGAAUGUGGUCAUUUGAACACUGGAAGGUCAUUUAUGAGCUAGGGCUAUUUAUUUCACCAUUUCUUCAGUAAUAUCAGUUACUGUCUUUGCUAGGCACAAAAGGGAACUUCUUUGUAACCUGAAUAUCACACCGCAGGUCAAACAAAAGAACAACAAAGUUUUCUUUUACCCUUCUUGGAGUUGAGAAUGUGACAGUCUUUAGGUGAAGGUCCUGCACUUUAAAAAAAAGUUAAAAAUUCAACUCUGCAAGUCCUUGUCAGAAAUCUGAAUCCCUUAAUAGAUUUUCUGUCUUCUCUUUAUUUGCACAAGGCAUAUACUUCAUAUUGCAUGUGUAGUUUUAAGUUGAUCUCUGUGAGUGAUUGGCUUUUUCUCUGGAGUCCACUGGCAUUUGUGGGUGAGAUAGAGCAUAUUAAUCUCAGCCAUUUGGGGGAAUGCGUUUGGCAGACAUAACUCACUGCUUGUGUUUGGCGACAACAGUCUGACCAUGGCUGAAUUAUCUGAUAGCCAUUUGUGAACGGGGAAGGCCCGAUACACAGUAACAAAUAAUUGCUGGAGCAGACCCUUGAAUAGGGUGCAAAAACCUUCUACCUGUGGUGUGCCCUGGGUAGUAUCGAGACUGGAGAAAGAGCCAGCAAUGGCCGUGUUCUCGUCUGUUACUUAAGCCGCUGCUUAGCUCUAGCGUAGCCAGGCCUAGGUCGGAACGUUCUGACUGAGUUCUUUCCUUAGCUCCUAUCUUGGUUAUUUCUGGAGGAAUGUCCAGAUGACUCCUUUCCGUGUAAGAGGACACACCCAAAGACAGAUAGAGCUAAUGCCGGAUGUUGGGUUUUUCUUAUUUUGUUGUUGUCAUCCCUUGGUAAUUUGUGAAAACACAGCUUACUCAGGCAUAAAGGGUCUUCUCAAGACUCCCCUUCCCCACUUACUCUGCAUGCUCUCUCGCAAAUUAUGAUGGAAAUGCCAUUUCUGUGUAUUUCUGUGUGCUCGCAAAUUAUGAUGGAAAUGCCAUUUCUGUGUGAGGGAGGCAAAUAAUGAUAAGGCUCAUGAUUUUUUGUUCUUAUUGCAACUUCACAAAGCUUUUGGAUGCCUGUCCAAGUGUUCAGAGUUUCGGCCGUGUGAAUUUCUGCUGGCAUCCUUUAUCGAUGGUCUUCCUUCUCUCUCCUCAUACCUACUGUAUUAAGAACCAUGCAUCUCCCUGCCCGAGGACUGAGCUGAAUUUAGGUGUACAUAAAGAUUUGAGGACCCCCAUAUGAAGAUGGCACUAACAUGCUCUCUCCCUUUCUAAUUCCAUCUUGUUGGAAACCCUGAUUUAUUCAAAGAAGUCAGCUAUGACAGUAUGUUUGCUAUGCAGAUACACUAGCAGUUUGUUUAAAGAUGCCUAACACAAGGUACAGAAAACGGCAUAGAUGGCUGAGGUGUGACAGGGACAAAAGAGGACAAGGUGCACUCGAAAUUUGUAGGUCAUAGUGAAUUUUGUGGACAUAAUGCUGUCUGAGGGACUCUCAAUGACUUUUCCACCAAAGAGAAUAGGCGACGUGGGGGGGCCAGAUACCAAAUACAUCAACUUUGCAGAGCAGUUACAGCUCAGUUUAUUUAGGCAAGAUUUUACAAUUCAAAGAGUAUUUGAGGGGCGUGAAAAUGGGUUAUCAUCUCGGGCAGAAAUUUAUCAGAUAACUGUUCUAAUUUUACCCAGAAUUUUUUUUUAUCACCAGUUCUUUCUGGAGAAGCACGCUGCCCCUCUGCACUAGUGAUGAAGGCUGCUAUAAAGGCUCUCUAGAACAGUGACCAGCAUGGUGAGCCCCAGGGAGAGGCGGGAACACUGCCCCUCAGACAUUCCCUUGAGAAAUUUCUGAGUAGAAUGGGGAAAUGAGGGUUGACCGUUGAGAUGUAGGAUAAAGUAACCUGGCUGGCUGGCAUACACGCACGUAGGUGACUGAAGGCACGACAUUUGCAGGCACCUGUGUAUUGCACAUCAUUGUGAUGAAGAGUCCUGAAAAGAGACGGUUAGCAUCUCCAGAUGUGUUAUGAAGCUUAGAGUUAGAAGUACAGCUGAUACAUCAGCACGUAGGUCUGCUUUACCAGGUUGUAUUAAGAAAUCCCAAUGUUAUCAGUGUGUCUUUAGGGCUAGUGGCAACUUAGAUCCCAAGUCUCCGUUUUCCACAUCCAGGAAAAAAAAAAGUGAAACAAUGAAAAGAUAUUAAGUUGACUGGUGAAAAUUUAAAGAAAUAUGUAUUCUUUCUAUGAGAGGAAGAAGAUGCAGGAAAUGACUUAGCAACUUGGUCUUGCAUUUGUGCUGAUUACGUCACAGUUCCACACCUUACAAGACCCCAACAUUUGCGUAUUCUAAAUUUUGACUUUGUAUUUUCCAAGUCUUACUUCAUCUUAUCUCCAAAAUGGUAAGUUAUGGUAGAAAGAUUGGCAGAGGAGGCUGUGCUGGACCAGGAAAGCUGCCUGCUCCUAGAUUCAGGACAGCACUUAGACUAUCAAGGAUACCUGGCUACACAUUUUUCUUAGCCUUGAAUUAUUUGUUUAUUAUAAAAUUGUAGAUUUGUGGUCAUCGUCAAUUCUAUUUCACAUGUUAUUUUUAACAAAUACUGCCUGUAUGUAUUCUACAGUGAAAGCUCCCCGUCUUCAAAAGGGAAAAAAAGCAAGGGGUAAAUUUAAACUUUGUAUAUAUAAAAGUUAUUUUAUAAAUAUUUUAGUCUUCCAGUUUCUGCAAAAUAAUUAAAAUAUACAGUAACUGGUCUCUUAAAUCCUGAAUUUAAUGUAUUAAAUACUUAUAAAAUUUUAUAUUGGUGCCUUUUAAAAAUGCAUUGAGAGUGUUGUAAGCUGUUUUAGCUCUACCACACUUUUACUGUGUAUUUUUUAGAAAAAAAAUCACAUAAAAUUUAAGUACUCUCUAAUUUACCUUUGUGUUCUUAGCAAAAAAAGAAAAAAGAAAAGAAAGAAAAGCAAAGAAAAAAGAGAAAACCCUGCUAAAAGAAUUUCCAUUUCCAAACUUUCAGCUGAGCUGGCGAAAGUGAGAGGAAACUUUGAAAUCAGAUUUUAAUCUUUUUAGUUUGAUAGUAUUUCUGAACACUUUUAUAUGAUAGAGGAAAAAUAGAAGACAGAGUCACAUGUUAGCAGCAAAUUGAAUUAUUCCAUGUGUUUGGCUUUAUUCUUGAGGUGACUAUGUUUGGCCUCACACAAGAUUUUCUCAUAGAAUUUGGGGUCAAUCAUGACAGUAUUGCUUUGCAUUUUUUUUAUACCCGACUAGUGUUGUUCUAGUCUUGGAUCCUCUCUAUCUUCUAGCCAGUGCUUGGUUUAUGAAAUAACGUGGAACUGCAGAUCCUCGUUUCUCCUUGAACAAAACACUCAGCACUCAUGUGACAUAGCUGUUCUCCAAAGCGCCAUCUCGGAUGUUAGGACGGGGCUGUCUGUCACUUUUGAGGGUGUCUUAAACCGUGACAGCUUUCUGAAACUGAGCGGCUUGGUUGUAUAACGUAGACAUCGUGUGACCAAGCAGCUGGACUAUCUAGUGUUUUCUUCUCUCAUGGGGUACUCUUAGGCCAAAUUAGUGACACCGUGAACAUUUUUACAUUUACUACAGAGAACUAAAUUUUUGGAAUUUCCACAAAAGUUUUAUGUAACAUUCUAUUUCCAUUUUGUUUCCUCUUGCUGUACCGUGAGUUUGUGGAUAUUUUAUCAUAUGCACUCUUAGAGAUGAGUUUUGAAUUCUAUUUAUGGUAUCUUUCUCCCUUAAUACUCCAUUUGUAUAUGUUCUGACAUGUUUGUUAUAAAUUCACCUUUAUCCCAUUUAGACUGUGGUACAUGAACAUCUAGUUUCCUACGAUGACUUUUAUAUUAUCAAUUAAUAUGAAAAUUUAGAGGUCAUGUGCUAAAAGCCAUGUUAAGUAAAGAGUAAAAGCUU